Sinocyclocheilus rhinocerous is the source of this 3675-nucleotide messenger RNA. RefSeq lists its product as uncharacterized. The annotation marks the transcript as partial. Lineage: Eukaryota; Metazoa; Chordata; Actinopteri; Cypriniformes; Cyprinidae. The transcript has 12 exons. The record is from RefSeq and is a predicted model, not a curated record. Gene Ontology annotation, molecular function: protein binding.
GCGAUCAAGAUCAGUUUCUCCAGUACCCAGCCACCUGACCAUGAAAAGCAACUGGUCUAUUGAUCAUCCUCUCAACUUCAAAGAUGGCAAAAUACAACCUAGGGACAGCAGGCGGCAAAGAUCUGCAUCCCCAGCACCCAGCAGUAUGUCCAUGAAGAGUGACUGGUCCAUAGAUCAUCCUCUGAACUUCAAAGAUGAAGGAAUUCUACCUGAACACAAAUCAAGGAAGCGAUCAAGAUCAGUUUCUCCAGUACCCAGCCACCUGACCAUGAAAAGCAACUGGUCUAUUGAUCAUCCUCUCAACUUCAAAGAUGGCAAAAUACAACCUAGGGACAGCUGCAGUGGCAGUCACGCUGCUGGGGCUGCUCCAUAUGAGACCACUUCAGCACUGGCUCCAUGGCAGAGUCCUGAGGUGGGCGUGGUUACGCAGAACUCACCUGGUCAGAGUCACACCGGCCUGCCGCCAAACCUCUUCACCCCGUGGUCAGACCCUUCGUUUCUCCGGGCAUGUAUGCCCCUGGAACAGAUCUCCAGGCAUGCCGUGGUUUACAUGGAUGCCUCCACCUCUGGCUGGGGGGCAAUGUUCAACGGGCUUGCAGUGUCGGGGUUUUUGGGAAAAAACAAAACAAAGGAUUCUCCACCCGGUCCUCCUCCGGAGGAGGGAGUGGUGCGUUCACCAUCUCCUGAAGAGCAGCUCUCUCCACCUCUGGGUCGCCCAUCUCAGGGCCUCUUGCUCUUCUGCUUACCGCCCGGCUCCAUGGCACUGCUUGGCUGGAGGCUGCUGUGGAUGCGGCACGGUGGUGGAUGCAGGGGGCCGCCCUCAUCAACGAGCAGGCUGAGGGGCUGCGGCCGGCGAACGGGUGGAGGCAGCAGCUGUCCGCCAGGGCAGGAUGUGACGAAUCACCUCACCUCACUGCUGGGCAAGGUUCUCGACUGCGUCACCGAAGAGGCCAGUCUGGGACACAGGCGCAUUGAGGAACAGAACUUGUCGGCGUCCCUCAUGUCGGCCAGACACAGCCAGAGAUGGCACUACUGGACCAUCGUGCAGGUCCCUCAGUGCCUUGGCCUGCACGGUACCUCAAAACCUGGUAACAGCGGUACAUCAAAACCUGGUCGUUCUAAAGUUCAUGGGAAAUUCAAAUCAAACCUGAAAGAGAAGUUUCAGUGUUUGUGUGAGGGAAUAGCAAAACAGGGAAACCCAACACUCCUGAAUGAGAUCUACACUGAGCUCUACAUCACAGAAGGUGGAGAUGGAGAAGUUAAUAAUGAGCAUGAGAUCAGACUGAUUGAGACAGCAUUCAGGAAAAGAGAGAAAGCAGACACACCAAUUAACUGUAAUGACAUCUUCAAACCUUUACCUGGACAAGACAAACCCAUCAGAACUGUGCUGACAAAGGGAGUCGCUGGCAUUGGAAAAACAGUCUCUGUGCAGAAGUUCAUCCUGGACUGGGCUGAAGGGAAAGAGAAUCAGGACGUCCAGCUCAUAUUUCCACUUCCUUUCAGAGAGCUCAAUUUUAUGAAGAACCAAAAGCUUAGUCUCGUAGAACUUCUUCAUAUCUUUUUCAUGGAAACAAACGAAAUGGAAAUACUCAAUGAUGAAUAUAAAGUUUGUCUUAUUUUUGAUGGUCUGGAUGAGUGUCGUCUGUCCCUGGAUUUUCAGAACAAUAUGCGAUUGUGUGAUGUAAGUGAAUCAGCCUCAGUGGAUGUGCUGCUGACGAACCUGAUUGUAGGGAAUCUGCUUCCUUCUGCUCUCAUCUGGAUCACCUCCAGACCAGCAACAGCUGAUCUUAUUCCUUCUAAGUGUGUCCACCAUCAGAAGGACUAUGAGAAGAAGGUGACAGAUGAAGACAUGAUCCUCAAACUGGGUAAACUAGCUUUUCAACAGCUUGUGAAAGGUAAUCUUAUCUUCUAUGAGGAAGACCUCAGAGAAUGUAGCAUUGAUGUGAAAGAGGCAUCAGUGUACUCCGGAGUGUGCACUCAGAUCUUCAGAGAAGAAUCAGGGCUUUACCAGGGGGCAGUGUACUGCUUUGUUCAUCUGAGCAUUCAGGAACAUCUAGCAGCCUUAUAUGUUUACCUUUCCUUCAUGAAUCAUAAAACAAACAUGUUAGACAGCAUAUCAAAACAAACCAUGUUCUCUGAUGCUUCAAUUUCAAUAUCUGACCUACUUCAAGAUGCUGUGGAUAAGGCUUUGCAAAGUCAAAAUGGACAUCUUGACCUUUUCCUCCGCUUUCUUCUGGGUCUCUCACUGGAGUCCAACCACAGACUUUUGCAAGGCCUACUGAAACAGACAACAAGAGGCUGUUCCCAUGAUAAACAAAAAAUAGUUGAGUACAUCAAGAAAAAAGUGAUGGACAACCCCACACCAGAAAAAUCAAUCAAUCUCUUCCACUGUCUAAAUGAGCUGGAUGACCAAUCUUUGGUGGAGGAUAUCCAACAAUAUCUUAAGUCUGGAACCAUAAGAGAACCCAAACUCUCCCCUUCUCAGUGGUCAGCAGUGGCUUUUGUUUUGCUAACUUCAGAGCGAGAGCUGGAUGUUUUUGACCUGAGUGAAUAUGAUGCUGGUACAUACAGCACAUCAGAAGAAGUUCUUCUUAGACUUUUGCCUGUAAUUGAAGCAUCCAGGAUAGCUUUGUUUUAUUAUUGCCAGCUGACAGAGAGAAGUUGUGAAUGUCUGGCAUCAGCUUUAGGCUCAAAAUCCUCAAAUCUCAGAGAGUUGAACCUGAAUGGAAAUAAUAUACAGGAUUCAGGAGUGAAUUUGCUGUCUGCUGGACUGAAGAGUUCUCAUUGUAAAUUGGAGACACUGAGGCUAGGGAAUUGUCAGCUUACACACAAAAGUUGUGAAGCCCUGGCAUCAGCUCUCAGCUCAGUUUCAUCUUGUUUGAGAGAGCUGAACCUAAGUUACAACAAUCUUCAAGACACAGGGGUGAAGAAGCUCUCUAUUGGAUUGGGGAAUCCUCAUUGUAAACUGGUAAUACUAAGACUUUGGAGAUGUGGCCUAACAGAUAAAGGUUGUACUGCUUUGGCUUUAGCUCUGAGAUCAAAUCCCUCACAUCUGAGAAAUCUAGCUCUUGAUAGGAAUAAACUAGGAUACUCUGGAAUAAAGAUGCUCUCAGGUCUACUGGAGAAUCCUCAAAAUAAGCUGGACACACUGAGUCUGAUUGGCUGUGAUGUCAGUGAGAGAGGCUGUGUUGUUUUGGCUUCAGCACUCAAAGGAAAGCCAUCUCACCUUAAAGUGUUGGAUCUAUAUGGCAAUUCAUUAGGAGACUCAGGAGUGAGGCAUCUUGCUACUGGACUGGAGAAUCCUAACUGUAAGAUAGAGACUUUGAGGCUUAUGUAUUGUGAGAUGACCAAUGUCAGCUGUACAACUCUGGCAUUAGUUCUGAAAUUAUCUGCCUCACUUCUGAGAGAGCUUGACCUAUCAGGCAAUAAACUUGGAGAUGCCGGAUUGCGACUUCUUUCUGCUGGACUCGCACAUCCUCACUGUAAAAUAGAGACUCUCAAGCUGAGUAAUUGUGAUGUCACAGACAAAGGCUGUGCUGAUCUGGCUUCAGCUCUAAAAUCAAAUCCCUCACACCUGAAAGAACUGAAUCUGGACAGGAAUGAAUUGGGUGACAAAGGGAUGAAGUUGCUUUCAGCUGCACUGGAGAAUCCUCUCUGUAAACUGCAAACACUGAA